AUGUCUUCCGAAUCUUCUCCAGUUUCAUGCUACACGCGUGUGUUCUGGGACGCUGUGGAUUUUCCCUUUCCUAAGGAUCUUGCUCCUGAAACGAUUUAUAACAGAAUGAAACUGACUCUUGAGGAGAAGAUGGGUUUUAUGGGUGAUUUGUCAAUCAUUGCUUAUGUUAAUUCGGAAAACAACUUGCUGGAUGAUAAAUCAGCUUAUGAGAGUGCCGGGUUUAACAUCAUAUCUCAUCAACAGAGGCAUCGUUUUAUGUUACGUGACAUUGCAUGGUGGGAAGUGGAUUCGACUUACACCUACAGUAAUUGUUUUAAAGAACCAUCUCAGAUUACUUUUGUGGUAAUCUCAAGUCUGAGUGAAGAAGAAUCGAUUUUCCUCAAGAGGUCGUCCAAACCACCAACCCGCCACCCUCUCCUCCCCAAGUCCACAUUCCCCAGGUGUCUUGCCCAGCUCUCUUCUUGGACCUGCCCCCGUUGCCUACAUUUUAUGAUCCUGAUUAUAUUAUCUCGGGAUGCACAUGCUCGAGCUCAUAGAAUGUCUGUGGACAUUGUUUUGUGGGCUUUGGAUCAUCCUGCCACCUAUUUUCAUCCAAGAGAUUUGUGGGUUUUCUCUGAAAAUGUCAAAGAAGAAACAGAUUUCUUCAAUGCUCUUAAAGCUUUGGGAGAUAGAUAUUACAGUGUUCGUGUAUUAACUCCAAAUCUCGGGGAUCACCAAAUAUUUUCAAACCACAUGCCAAGGAUCAGCAGAGAGGACGACAUUGGUUUUUCCAGUGGACUAGCUUCUUUGUAUCAUCAACGUUUUAAUUUGUCCCAGAUACAUGUCUUCUGUGAUGCCCAGAGUUGCCCAACUGAUAUAUCAAUUAUCCUACCAGUUCUUCGCGAAAAGCGUUAUCAUGGCAGGCUGGUUUUCAGGCCUUACCUUCCAUAUCAAGCAGAUGAGUCGUUGUUGGGCUACAGCGAUGAUCAUGAUGGUUAUAUCCGAGUGCCUAGUAUCGAUGAUGAUGAUGAUGAUGAUGAUGGGGAUUCUUACGCAGUAAGAGCUAGGAUGUUGUUGGACAUACUUUUCUGGGCAAUGAACCAUGAAGAUCUACCACAAAAUUUGAUAAUUGUCUCACAACCCUCAAAAGACAUCGACAUUGUUGUUCAAGCCUUGGAACGCAGAGACGCUGCCAACCAGAUCCUCCGUGUGUCACCUUGUCGGACGAUCACAGACGUGAGCCGGAACCUGAAACAAUGUCGGGUAAUAAUCUUCUGGUUGGUAGACAGAUGCCCGUCUAAUCCGUAUGAGUUUCGUAGCAAAUUCACAUCAACGCUUGAGGGUAAAGGUUAUGCUGGUUUUGAGUCCGUGACCGCCUAUGUUGUAGAGGGAGUGAAUACUGAUGAAGAGAUCGAGGUCUGUAGGAACUCAGGACUUCAGGUGGAUGUCACGCCUAAAGAUGAUGAAUAUGGGAAAUUUAGUUCGAUGCUGUUGGACAUGAUUAACUGGACGCAGCACGGUGGGGCACCCUUCAAUUUUUUGGUAAUCUCGAACCCCUUUAGAGAUGCCAUGUGCGACAGUGUCUUUGCAGAUGUUAAAAGCAGAGGUUUCAAUGUUCUCUUUGAGACGCUUGAUUACAUGGUCACAUUUGGAACCUCUCUAUGGUCUGCAGAGAGCAUAUUACAUGGUGACGACGACGCCUAUUUCAAAACCCGAAGUAAUAUUUUACGACAAAUUAAGAUGACUAGCUAA
Eruca vesicaria subsp. sativa (arugula) is the source of this 1731-nucleotide messenger RNA. NCBI's taxonomy places the organism in Eukaryota, Viridiplantae, Streptophyta, Magnoliopsida, Brassicales, Brassicaceae. The record is from the annotation of a GenBank genome assembly.